Ziziphus jujuba (common jujube) is the source of this 2760-nucleotide messenger RNA. Its product is annotated as MDIS1-interacting receptor like kinase 2-like. Gene Ontology annotation, cellular component: plasma membrane. The coding region runs from base 99 to 2702 and encodes 867 amino acids. Gene Ontology annotation, molecular function: protein kinase activity; ATP binding; protein binding. Gene Ontology annotation, biological process: hormone-mediated signaling pathway; protein phosphorylation. The transcript has 2 exons. The record is from RefSeq and is a predicted model, not a curated record. NCBI's taxonomy places the organism in Eukaryota, Viridiplantae, Streptophyta, Magnoliopsida, Rosales, Rhamnaceae.
AAAAAAAAAAAAAAAAAAAGGAGGCAUAAGAGUCCAAAUAAUAUAGUCUUUGUAAUUGCUUUGAAUUGUCUCCACCAGUUAUAAUCUCUACCAUAACCAUGGAAUCCUACAAUUCCAUUUUCAGUGUUGUAGUGGCCUUGUUGGCUACCACUUUUUUCUGCAGCUAUUCGGCUAACUCCUAUGUGUCAAGUUUAGCUGUGGAGCAAGAAGCAAAGGCUCUGCUGCAAGCUGGGUGGUGGACUCAUGACUCUCUCAACACCAGCACUCUGUCUCCUUGCAACUUGUCUGGUAUUACUUGCAAUCAUUUUGGAAGCAUUACUCAUAUUUCUCUACCUCACAAUUCCAAGGUGCAAAAAAGGCUUGGCAGAUUUCUUAACAGCUCUUCUUUCCCAAAUUUAGUCCAUCUUAAUCUUGCUGAAGCUGGAUUCGUUGGGAGCAUCCCGCCAGCAAUAGGUACGCUUUCAAAGCUGGCCUACUUGAACCUCUCCAACAAUAAUCUUACAGGAAAUUUGAGCAAUCUCCGUGUCUUAAAUUUGAGCUCCAACCAAAUCAAUGGUCGAAUGCCCUCAACACUUGGUCUUUUGUUCAACCUCACUCACCUGGAUAUUUCCAGCAACAAAAUCGAAGGUGAGUUGCCUAAUUCAUUGGCAUGCCUUGACCAGUUGGUGGAGCUUACAGCUUCUUAUAAUGCAAUUAAUGGUUCCAUCCCAUGGGACAUAGGGAAGCUUAAUUAUUUGAUUUCCUUGUCUCUGUCCGGUAACAUGCUCAGUGGACCACUCCCGUCAACGAUAGGUCAAUUAACCAGACUAACUACUCUAUCACUUGCCUCAAACCAAAUAAGUGGUACAAUUCCUCUGGAAGUAGGAAAGCUAAGGAACCUUCAAAGUCUAGACCUUCUUGGGAACAUGCUCAAUGGUUCACUCCCCUCGACUCUUGGUCAACUAACCAAAUUAACUUACUUGUCCCUAUAUAGUAACCAAUUUAAUGGUUCAGUCCCUUCACAGAUAUGGAAUCUGACAAACCUUACUCAUCUAGACCUAGGUGGUAAUAUGUUCAAUGGACAAAUACCUCCAACUUUGGGUCGAUUAACUAAUUUGUCCGAACUGUAUCUUGACUCCAACCAAUUGAACGGAUCCAUCCCUUCAGAAAUAGGAAAGCUAGUCAACCUACAAACUCUGCUUUUAUCCUAUAAUAUGUUCACUGGACCAUUGCCUUCAACAUUGUUUCAUUUAACCAAUUUGAAUUUUCUGUAUCUUAGCUCCAACCAAUUGAACGGAUCCAUCCCCCAAGAAGUUGGAAAUCUAAAAAAUCUUACCUAUUUGAAUCUUUGGAAUAACAGCUUAACAGGUCCAAUUCCUUCGGCUAUUUGUAAUUUAACCAAAAUGAAAAGGGUGACCCUUCAUCAAAACCAAUUGAGUGGUUCCUUGCCGGCGGGGAUAGGGAAUUUGAAGAAUUUAACAUAUCUAGAUCUUAGUUUCAACAACCUCACCAGUCCAGUCAUGCCGUCUUUUGGUGAUUGUCUAGAGAGCAUGAAUUAUCUUAAUUUGUCGCAUAACCGGUUAAAUGGAACCAUUCCAAACAAGAUAUGUACCCUUUCGGAAAGUACUUUGGACCUUAGUUACAACUCCAUUGGUGGUGAAAUACCUUCUCAACUCCAAAAACUGAAAAACUUCACCAUCUUGAACCUAGCCUACAACAAUCUCAGUGGAAGUAUUCCCUCUUCUCUUCGAUCAUUCUAUCAAAUCAACUUGUCUUAUAAUCGUUUAAAAGGUCCAAUCCCAGAUGAGCUAGCCAAUCAUUUUCCAGUGGGUGCAUUUGUUGGCAAUCCAGAUUUAUGCGGUAAUGUCACAGGUAUCAGUCUUUGCUUUCAAAAUAGCCCACCAACUGAUCAAGGUGUUGGAGCAAAAAACCACAAAAACAAAAAAUUCUCUUACAUAAUCAGAGCCAUCGUUCUCAUCUCGGUUUUCCUUGCCUUGUUAUUAGUAAUGCUUGGAGCUCUGUCCUAUGCCCGUCGAUUUAAAAACAAUAAAGGUCAACCAGUUUCUAAGAUAAGAGCAAAGAAUGGAGAUAUCUUUUUCAUUUUGAAUUAUGAUGGAAAAAUUGCUUACCAUGACAUCAUAGAAGCAACAGAGGACUUUGACAUUAGAUAUUGCAUUGGAACCGGUGGUUAUGGAAGUGUCUACAGAGCACAACUACCUGGUGGAAAAGUAGUUGCCUUGAAGAAGCUGCAUGGUUCAGAGGUUGAACAGCCAAAUUUGAGGAAGAGUUUCAUGAACGAGGUCAAAACAUUGACGGAAAUACGCCACAGGAACAUUGUGAGACUUCAUGGUUUUUGUUUGAACAAAAGAUGCAUGUUUUUGAUUUAUGAAUACAUGGAAAGAGGAAGCUUGUUUUGUGUCCUGAACAACGAUGCAGAGGCUGUGGAAUUGGACUGGAGCAAAAGGGUGAAUAUUAUAAAAGGCAUAGUGCAUGCCUUGUGUUACAUGCAUCAUGAUCGCACUCCACCAAUUGUUCAUCGCGAUGUAACCAGCAACAACAUUUUACUGAACGCAGAACUGGAGGCUGUCGUUUCUGAUUUUGGCACAGCUAAACUCCUUGAUCCGGAUUCAUCAAAUCAAACCAUAAUUGUCGGCACAUAUGGAUAUAUUGCUCCAGGCAAGUUUAUGCUUCUAAUUAGUAGUUCUUUUUAUAUUUGCUUGUAGUUAAUAUUUUGUUAUUUUUCAUGUUUAAAGGAAAUAAAACCAAUUAUAUUUUGUCUAA